This is a messenger RNA of Sphaeramia orbicularis (orbiculate cardinalfish), 2326 nucleotides long. RefSeq names its product mirror-image polydactyly 1 (gene mipol1). NCBI's taxonomy places the organism in Eukaryota, Metazoa, Chordata, Actinopteri, Kurtiformes, Apogonidae. The record is from RefSeq and is a predicted model, not a curated record. The coding region runs from base 366 to 1853 and encodes 495 amino acids. The transcript has 15 exons.
CAGAACCCCAGAGUUCUGACAGAACCCGUGAGUUCUGCAGGUGCAGGAUGUUCUGUUUGAACUGAUCUGGAUCUGGUUCCUACAUCAACUAGAACCGGUCAUUUCAUCUGCAUAAAACUCACCCUGGUCAGUGUUUGAACAGAAUCGGAUCCUCCAGACGUGGACCAGGACCAGAGUCAGUUAUUGUGUUAUUUAUAUGUUGACGUGGUCCUGGAACCUGAGCUCUGCUGAAACUGGACUCCCCUGAUCCUCAUCAAUAUCCAAACAGCUGAGGUUCUACCGGCCAAUCGCCGCCCUCAACUGCAGGCAUAGUGUGUACAGGUUGUCAUGGAGAGGGCAGGUGCAGAUGCCAGUUGGUGUGUGCUAUGGCGUGGUGCGGCAGCAGGACUGUGGACGUCCAGGUGGCUCUGCAGAGAGCCAAGCAGAAGGUGGACAACCUGAGGAGGCUCGUCCACAAAGAAACCAGUUCAGAACCAGAACCGACCAGUUCAUCCCCAUGGAAUCCAAGCAAAGAACUGAGGGACUCUUUGGUCGACAUGUACAAAGCUAAUCCUAGAGUGAACGACGAGCUACGACAGCGACUGCCUUCACCUGACAGAUCUGGGUUCAGUCCAGACCUGGGACACUGGCCUCUAGCUCCUCAGAACCUCCAGGAUCCUCCUGUCUCUGCUCUGUCCAGGAGCUCUGUCUCCCCUGUCUCUCCUCCCUUCAGAAGGAGCUCUGUCUCUGUCUCCCCAUUGGUCUCCAGGCCUCCAGGAGGUGUAGGGGACAUGGAGGUGGACCUUUUCUCCAGCAGAGGUGCUUCUCCUUGGGCAGAAGGUGCUACUGACCUCCCAGAUGGAGGCGGAGCAUCCAGGGGUCCUGCAAGCCCCGCCCUCAAAAGACACCUGAUUUCCACUGACGACAGCUGCAGGCGCGAGGCUUCGUCUGCACCAACGGCGGUGUCAGGACGGAUCCAGAGUCUGGACCGAGACAAGAACAUCUCAUUCUUACUGAAGGAACUGGAUGCCCUGAGAGACAUCAACAACAAGCUUCAGGAGCAGCUGCUGCAGAAGGAGAAGGAGCUAAGGAGGAGGGAAACUGAGGAGGAGCUGAGGGAGGAGCAGCAGGAGGCUCGGAGCUGGGAGAGACCGGCAGCCGUGUUGGAGGAACUGUUAGCGGCUCAGAAGAACCGAGAUCAUGCUCUGAUGUCCCGACUUCUUCUGGCAAAUGAGGAGAGAGAUGAGGCAUUACUUCGAGCCCAACGCCUUCAGCAGGCCGCCGCCCACGAGUUGGACCCCAUAACAUUGGAGGACGCUGACAUGGAUGUGGAGGAGCUGCUUCGCUGCAUCUGUGAUUCCAAUUCUGUACAGGAAGUGGAACAGUUUGGUCCAAUCCUUGUUCAGCAUCUGCGGUUGGCACGGCAACGGAGGAGUGACAUCACGGCUCAGGAGAUGAAGGCAGUGAUGGAGGAGAGAGAUAGCACGGUCGCCAAGUGUAAACAUCUGGAGGAAGAUCUGAUCCAGGAGAGAGAGCAGAGGGCAAGCAAGGACGAGCUGCUGAGGCUGCAGACAGAGAGGGACCGAGCCGUGGACGACCAGCGCCGGCUGGAGGCGGAGCUUCAAGCCGUACGAGCCAGUCACAGCUGUCAGGACGCCACUCCACCCUCUCAGCCCUCGUCAGUAGGAGACAAGACUCCGCCCCUUCUAAUCCAGCUGCAACAACUGUCGAAAGAGAAGCAGAGCAUGGAGGCAGAGCUUCAGCGCUGUCAGGAAGCUGAGCGUGAGGCCAGUGAGCGAGUCCGAAGGUUGGAACGUCUGGUUGAAGUCCUGAGGAAAAAGGUCGGAACAGGAAGUGUUCGCGCCGUCAUCUGAUCACAGCCUUUUCUCUCCUACCCCUAACUCUGACCCCUAACCCAACCCCUAACCCUAACCCCUAACCGCAACCCCUAACCCCCAACCCUAACCCCCAAACCCUAACCCCCAAACCCUAACCCCUAACCCCUAACCGCAACCCCCAACCCUAACCCCCAAACCCUAACCCCCAAACCCUAACCGCAACCCCUAACCCAACCCAACACCCCUAACCCCUAACCCCACACCCCUAACCCCAACCCUCUGAUGGACUUUGUCUGUAGUGUUAUUUUACUUCCAUUUCAUGCUCAGAUCAGUUUUUCUGUCCCUGUUUCUUUAGUUUAAGAUUCAUGAGUUUUACUUUAACAUUAAUUUUGAUGAUUUGAAACACACUGCGUUCUAUUUCUGUUGUUUGUUUUUACUGUUUUCUUUACUCUGUUGUUGUUUUUCUGACCAGUUAAAAAUAAAACCAUCUGAUUUGAUCUGAGACCAGA